AUGUAUCCUUCCCGUAUCCUGCGGAUGCAGCCUUCUAGGCCCUAUGGUUUUCCUACCCCUAAGGAGAACCAGAGCGCUCACACUAUCUCUCAGCGUCUGAGGACUCUGAAGCGGGUCCCCCCCGAGCUCAUCCCCCUCGGUAUUGUCGCCGUCGGAGCUGCCAUCUACUCCAGCACCCGCAAGCUUAUGACCGAUAAGACCCUGCGUCUUACCCCUAACCGCCCCGAGGACCGUGAGCACUAA
Molecule: messenger RNA, 243 nt
Organism: Aspergillus ochraceoroseus IBT 24754
Lineage: Eukaryota; Fungi; Ascomycota; Eurotiomycetes; Eurotiales; Aspergillaceae
Exons: 4
Coding region: 1-243 (80 amino acids)
Source: RefSeq, a predicted model, not a curated record